ACACACUGCUGAGACUGCGAUUAUACAGCAAUACGGGAGAGCCAGACUUGGUCGGGGCAACACAACAACAGGGACAACUACUUCAGUUUGCUCAACGAUUUGACUCGUCCAAAAUAAGCUGCAUUCAAACUGGUCAACCUUUCGAACGCGGUAGCAUGCAGCAGAUGCUCCAGACGCCCGCGCGAUGGAUCGAAUCCGCCUCAUUUGGGAGUCUGAGGCCAACAGCGGAUACCAUGAUCAACCUGAUGGACGUGCUACGCAACAACGGUCUGCCGACACCAUCAACGUGCAACGCGAAGAUCGACUGCAUUUUCAAGGAACCGCAGUGGCUUUCGAAGAGUGAACACGGAUGCAAGUUGAUGAACAGCCAAAGCUUCGUUCGUCGAGGGUGUAUUUUUCCCGAUGCAACACCUACAACAGAAUGGAGUCAAUUGGAGUCCAUAAGCACCUGGGACCCUGGACGCUCAGUGCGAACGAAAGUAAACCGACCAGUGGUUGGUUUACCUGGGGGGAGUGUUACGCGCGGCAAGCGCUAAACGCACCUCGCGGACCAGCAACAGUACAUCCCGUACAGAUGACAGCUGCCAAACGGUGAUGCCACGAACAAAGAUCCUUUACAUUCCUCGUAUCGUCACCGUCUGAGUGAUUAGUGCUAGCUCAAAACGUAUUUUUCGCCAUGAAGGCCUUUUUAAUUUAGUUAAAUUAGUUAUCAAAUACCUGCUCCGAGAAUUAGGUACUUAUCAAUGUGUUUAUUGAUAAUAUUAGUGAGUUAUUAUUACAAAAUAUAGCUUAAACAUCCCUCCCCCCCCUUUGUGCAGGUAGUACUCCACGCGGGAUUCUAACCUGAACCGAUCUGCAUCAACGAUGCUCAAUUGAACACCCAAAUUGGGACCGCUGACACUAAACGAAAUUUAUAACUCUCUCUCUCCUCCCACUGAAAUACAAUCGCAAUGAACUCGCCAAACUGCGACGAUUUUUGAGUUAUAAAUCCGGAAAAUAUCAGCACCCGUUGCCCAGCUCGGCAACAAUUACUAAAAGUUAACCGUUUUAUGGCAGGAAUCAGAGGUCCAGACUUCACCAAUAACAGUUACAUAGCAACCCAGGGUCCUAUGUCAUCGACCAUUUUUGAGUUUUGGUUGAUGGUUUACCAAAACGUCGAAAAAAUUGUUGAGGAAGACACGGAUAGAUCUAUUCUCGUUAAACAAAAGAUAAUAAUGCUAACAGACUUUGUGGAAAACAGUCGACAGAAGUGUGCAGUAUAUUUUCCACAGCAACUUAAUGAAUCGAUGGUAUUUACUAGCCAAACCACAGACAAAACGCAAGCUGUACUAUCCAGGAAUGCAAACGUCGUCAACGAUAUUCUUAAUUUUGAAACGCGGCAAAUUUCGAGGCCAACCGUUCCUGAUAUUAAUUUUAAUUAUUUUUUCAUUACCAAUGUCGGUAUCUGUCUUAAAAAUGGCUAUAGCACGCGUAAGCUAGUGGUGAUUUAUUCAUAUCAAGCGAAUAGUAAAAAUCUUGAAAUAUGCAAAGCAUUCGAAGUUUAUCACUAUUGGUUCCCAGACUGGCCAGACCAUAGAUCUCCAGAAGAUAUUGAUGUCUUACUCGAUAUAAGUCUGGAUAUACUCGACAGUGACUGCAGUGAUGAUUUUGAAACAAAGACAAAUACUUCACCGACAAAGCUAGCCUGUGCCCUACCAAUAAUUCAUUGUUCUGCAGGAAUUGGUAGGACUGGAUGCUUGUUGGCAAUUUUGAACGGUUUAAAUCAAAUUCGUGCUUCAAUUAAUUUAAUUGAUCGUUCAGAAGAUCAAACUCAAGGAGAUAAUGAUCUAACAAAUACACCAUUGGAAAUACAACAGCGUCAAAGCUCAACCUGGAUUAGCAAUCAAGUGGGUGUUGACAUACUAGGAAUCGUAUGUAAUCUGCGGCUUCAGCGUGGAGGAAUGGUUCAAAACUCUGAACAGUACGAGCUUAUUCAUAGGGCUUUGUGUUUGUACAUGCAAUCAUCGGGCAUUAGAAGGAAAGCUCAUGUAAAUAAGCGCUGCUAGUCUUGCUAUGGAUUAUAACCUUUGACGGAACUUUUAGUAAAGAAAUCUAAGAGUGUCUACUGAGUGGUUCUCUACGAUUUCGCAAAUCGACUUUUCUUCAUUUUUUUUUUAUUUGGGUGAAACUUUGUCCAUGCAUUCCCCGUGUCAAAAGAUGUCAUUUGGCAUCAUUAGAUUAUCCAUACAAGUCUUCAUACAAUUUUGGUGGCUGGUCAUACAAAAUGGAUAUGUAAAUGUAUCAAAUUAUGUAUCUUGAGAAGAAAUUUUCUGAUCGAUUUGGUAUCUGUCGUGACUGAAGCCCGAUUUUUCACUGAAUUUCGGAAUAUUUCGGAUAAGGAUGAAUAACGCGUCGUUUCAAGCUCAAGCAAAACACACGACUGAUUUAUUUCUCGUUUUCUCACACACACAUUCUCAACUUCUCUCUCGGCUGACCUGCUCUCUCAUUACGCUACAUGAAUGCUCUCUUCUCAUUCUCUCUCUUCUCUGCCACACUCAUUCACUAUAUCCUCGUUCUUUCCUACUCUAAAAAUUCAAUCAUAUAUUCAGAUUAACACCAGCUUGGUGAUCCUUGGUAUUCAGGAAGCUCAGCUCAUCUCAGAAUUCGGCUUCAGCAGAUGCUUCUCCGGUAUCCUUGAUCGUGACACAUAUUAGCCAAAAUCCCAACGUCAACGUGGUUACCUGUAAUUAAAGAAAUAAAAAAAACGACAACUUCGAAAGCUAUCGUGUAAUUAAUUGAUUGUAUAUUGUACGAUCAGUUCCUAACUGGAAUCGGCUCAACGACCGACGAAAUAGGCGGCGGGUCAGAUGCAGGCCCGUGAUACUAACGUACACAGAAAAAAAAAUUCGGUAAAUUUACAUCAUUUAUGAUGUACCAAAAGUGCACGUCAUUAAUGAUGCUAAUUUAAAUGAGUUUCAUUUUAAAUUAUCAUGCCAUCCAACGUAAAUCUGCCGAACAAACUUUGCUCUAGAAUCGUGUAAAUUUCCGAUGAAACUUACGUAAAUUUACCAAAGCGAAAAAAAAAUUUUCUCCGUUGAAUCCAGAAUCCGAUGUAAAUUUUAUCGCUUUUUAUGCCAUUGCUGGGAAUGAUAUACUUUUAGUUUAUUUUUGAUAUAAAUUUGAUUGCUGAAGUUUCAAGAGGGAUCGUCAAAGAACUAAAAGUAAAUCAUUCAACAUAGGCCUAAAAAUUACAUCAAAAUCUAGAUUCAACGGAGAAGCAUCAAGCUAUAUCUUGAAACAUGUUUAAAUUCACUAUAGAAAGUAAGAUAAAAAGGUGGAAUGUGAAAAAACCUCAAUAAAAUACAAAAACAAACUUGCUUAAGCUUUCGUAAGUUGCGAUUUUUAGCCUACCUUACACUUCUUAACGCCUAAACUCCCUAGCUCGAGAAAAAGGGGGAAUUUCUAUUCAGAUUCGAGUUUAGGUGUUAAAUGGUGCACAAAGUACACUAGCGCGACCGGUUAAUAUUGAGAUACAACUUGCCGAUUGAUAAGAAAUAAGCAUUGAAAAAGGAUGAUACAAAUCAAAACAAUAAUUGUAGUUAACCUUUUUUGUAUAAGGACCAAAGAACCAAAAUAAACAUUCAGUUUAUCCCACUCACUCCAAUGAUGUUGACAAAAUACAGGAGCAAAAAGUAAUGAAUGUUUACAUCUAGUUCUUUGGUUUUUAUAGAACAAAGUUUAGAAGCUUACCAUUAAUUUUGUUGACUUAAUCUUCGGGAUAAAAUGCUAAACAUACAUGCUGUCAUCAGCAGACGCGAAGUCAUAGGCCGUCCGCGCCUUAAAAAUGCUAAUGCUGAACGUCAAAUUCGGCUUGAUGUAACUGCAGGUGAAUCUGUUGCUUGCCGCCAUCACUGACGGCCGUCAUUUCCGUGAGGUUCAUCGUGCUCAAAUGACCAUUUCCGCCGAUUAUCAAAGGCUCUGUACAGCUGCUGGUAGUGUUCGCUGUCCACGCUCUGAUAAACCAAAUCAGGAAUAAUUUUAUUUAUUUUAUUUUUGGUAUGGCACAGGAACCAAACAGGAACAUUUGCAAAUUUGAAAAGAGCAGCAUUCACAUUGUGUAAAAAAGUAGCUUAGUAGGCCAGCACUUUGUAAAAUAGUUGUCUUCAGCCAUGGAUUUUGAAUAAUAAAGCAACAUGCAUUUCCA
Culex pipiens pallens (northern house mosquito) is the source of this 4183-nucleotide messenger RNA. RefSeq names its product tyrosine-protein phosphatase non-receptor type 7-like. The record is from RefSeq and is a predicted model, not a curated record. The transcript is spliced from 3 exons. Lineage: Eukaryota; Metazoa; Arthropoda; Insecta; Diptera; Culicidae. Gene Ontology annotation, molecular function: protein tyrosine phosphatase activity. Gene Ontology annotation, biological process: protein dephosphorylation. The coding region runs from base 1050 to 2045 and encodes 331 amino acids.